Molecule: messenger RNA, 1569 nt
Organism: Penicillium malachiteum
Lineage: Eukaryota; Fungi; Ascomycota; Eurotiomycetes; Eurotiales; Aspergillaceae
Exons: 4
Coding region: 1-1569 (522 amino acids)
Biological process (GO): protein deneddylation
Cellular component (GO): COP9 signalosome
Source: RefSeq, a predicted model, not a curated record
AUGUCUGACGACGAUUUCAUGCAAGAUUCUGCCGACGAGGACUAUGACUUUGACUAUGAAGGCUCUGGCGAUGACGAACAAGCCGGCGAUAUCGGCAUUGAGAAUAAAUACUACAAUGCCAAACAGAUCAAAGGCGAGAACCCAGAAGAAGCAGUCGAUGAGUUCUUAGGCAUACCAGCGUUGGAGAUGGAUAAAAGCGACUGGGGUUUCAAAGGAUUGAAGCAAGCCAUUAAGCUAGAAUUCAAGCUCGGAAGAUACAACGAUGCCGUUGAGCACUUUCGAGAACUCCUUACCUACACGAAGUCCGCCGUAACCCGCAAUUACUCCGACAAGUCCAUCAAUAAUAUGCUCGAUUACAUCGAAAAGGGAUCCGACGAUUCCCAGGCAUACCAAUGCAUGGAAGAAUUCUAUUCUCUGACCCUCCAAUCAUUCCAAAACACCAAUAACGAGCGACUAUGGCUGAAGACGAACAUUAAACUGGCUAAAUUAUGGCUCGAUCGAAAGGAGUACACCCUGCUCACCAAGAAGAUGCGCGAACUUCACCGAUCAUGCCGGAAGGAGGACGGAUCCGACGACCCCAGCAAGGGCACCUACCUACUCGAGCUCUACGCCUUGGAGAUCCAGAUGUACGCCGAAACGAAGAAUAACAAACGCCUCAAGGCGCUCUACCAGCAGGCUCUGCGAGUGCGCUCUGCGGUGCCCCAUCCGAGGAUUAUGGGAAUCAUUCGAGAGUGCGGUGGAAAGAUGCACAUGAGCGAGGAGAACUGGGAGGAGGCACAAAGUGACUUCUUUGAGUCAUUCCGAAACUACGAUGAGGCGGGCUCGAUGCAACGGAUCCAAGUUCUCAAGUACCUCGUCUUAACAACCAUGCUCAUGAAGUCCGACAUCAACCCAUUCGAUUCUCAAGAGACUAAGCCAUACAAGAACGACCCGCGCAUCUCAGCCAUGACCGACUUGGUAGACGCCUACCAGCGAGAUGAUAUCCACGUUUACCAGAGUGUCCUCCUCAAGAACCCCGACAUGCUGGAUGACUCUUUCAUCGCUGAGAACAUCGAUGAGGUCAGCCGCAACAUGCGCACCAAGGCUGUGCUUAAGCUGAUCGCCCCAUACACUCGAUUCUCCCUCCAGUUCAUCUCCAAGCAAAUCAAGAUAUCUAUUUCCGACGUCUCCGACAUUCUGGACUUUUUGAUUCUCGAUAAGAAACUGAAUGCUCACGUCGAUCAUGAAUCUGGAACUGUCUUGGUCCUUAGCUGCAACGAUGGGGAAAGAUUGCGCGCCUUACAGGAGUGGAGCUCAUCAUUGCAUAGCCUUUGGUCCACUACUCUCCAAGGUGACGGUUAUCGGUUGGAUGACGGAAACCAAGUAGCAGGCUCAAUUUUCACCCAAGGUUUUGGUGACGAGGCGUCACAUGUGAGCCAGCGUUUGAACCAACGAGUCUCGCGGGUUUUGCGAGGCAAAGGGUUCGGGGGGCAAAUUGACCGGAGCUGCGUAAUGGGGAAGGCUGUGCCAACGCAAAGCCGUUAUCUAAGUGGUCUUUUUCCCCUCUCGUUUCCUUUUCUCCCUCCCUAG